GGAAACUAAUUAUUGUUAUAAGAGAAAUAAAAGUACAGUACAAACGUCAAUGCGAAUACGUGGUUUGUAUAAUAGAUAGAAUAAGCGGUGCGGUAAAUUGGCUUGGGUGCUUCUUAGACGCCUGCUGUGCGGUUGGUUUAGAUAUAUACCUUGCUGUAAUAAAGUUAUAGGCUUCCAAUUAGAUUGGCCUGGCGCUUUUGGCAGACGAAUUCGCAUGUUAGUGUAAAAGGGACGUUCUCGCGCGUGUAGCGAGUGCAUCUCGUUUGAAAUUUUAAUGUAUUUACAGAGCGGUUGUGGCGGCUGCGUAAGAAUGUUGAGUACCCGGAUAUUAUAGAAGUUGCAUCAUGUCGUUGGUAUUAAAUUACAGCGUUGUAAAUCAAACCACCUAAUGUAUUAGUUUGUCCAGUUGAAGCCAGCAACAUGUAAGCUAGCAAAAUCAUUCACACGAAGGGUACUGGGGGUCGUAUGACUUCCUGUUAAAUAGUAUAGUAUAGUAUAGUGGUCUAACUUUUGCCAGUUAAAGAAUAAAUGCUAGUUGGUUAGAAGCCUGGAAGGGUGUCAGUAUUGUAGACAGGGUAAGCUAGAAUGUAGUGAAAUGAGUACCAAUUUUGACAGAAUGAUCAGAAACAGUUUAAAUACAGUUUUUUUAUAAUAUUAUUUUACUCUUCUGGGCCGCACAAAAAUAGAUGUAUCAUUACGUUUAGCAUAUUUGUAGUUUCUUCUUAAAUCCUUAGUUUUAUUCUAGGUCAAAUAGAUUUAAAUCUAAUGGCAGGUGAAGAAUUAAACUAUUACGCUCAAAAGUAUCCGAGUUACAAAGAAUUUGUUACUGACGUCAGUACCGCACUGUCCAGCAAUUGGAAUAAAUUGGAAACGUACGAUCUUACACCUUCAGGCUGGUGGUCUGUUUUGCGACAGCACGGCUCAUGUACAGUAAAUGAUAUCGUUGGUAUAAUCGCAGCGGCCUAUCUAUGGACCAUCGCCAGAGAAUUGCUUACAAAAAAUGUUUUUAAGCCACUGGCAAAUGCGGCCGGAUUGGCAAAAAAGGAACAAGAAAAGGCGCCCGAAUGUAUGUGGAAGCUAACUGUAUCCACAAUUGCGUGGUUGUAUUCGGCGUUUUUGGUUCUUUACCAAUACGAUGUUUUUUAUCAUCCCUCCUUAGCAAUUAAAGAUUGGAAUCUCAAAUGUACAGUGCCAUGGGAUUUGUACAUCGCAUACGCAGCACAGUUGAGUUUCUACGUACACUCAAUAUACGCCACCGCAAUACUAGAUGAAUGGCGCAAAGAUUCUGUAGUGCUGCUAGUACACCACGUUUUUACUAUUUUGUUGCUUUCUUCCUCUUAUUUGUUUAGGUAUACGCAUCUGGGUGCACUCGUUCUAUUUUUUCAUGACUUCAGCGAUAUUUUCCUGGAACUUACAAAGCUGACGGUUUAUUUAAAAACUAAAGGCGGGGUAUGGGAAACUAGAUGUGAAACUUUAUCUACAGCUGGCUUCAUAGCGUUCGGAAUCUCAUGGUUCGUUUUUCGACUGUACUGGUUCCCACUUAAAGCAAUCUACGUUGGUGCUUAUGUCAGCUACCUUCGAGAAACUGAAGUGCCACCGUUUUACUUUUUCACGAACGGUUUGAUGCUGGCCCUGCUUGCCAUACACAUUUGGUGGUUUAAGUUCAUUGUGCUGAUGGCGUACAAAGUGAGCUUCGGAAAAAACAAAGAAGUAAAAGACCCGAGAGAGUAUCAGAAGAAUGGCGUCACCAGAAACGGAUUUCAGAAGCGAAAACACGCCUAAGCAAAGUCUUAAAUGGGUGGCCUUUAAUUCCAUAACGCUUAAGACCACACGCAAUAUUCAAUCAUACUACAUUCAUUACUAUAAACUUUUAAUAAGCUGUGCAAAUUUUUUAACUUUUGAGGUACUUUUCAAAACGAUUUGUUGGCCGUUAUAAAAAUGGUACAUACUUCAAAAUCUUCAGAAAUGUACUUUCUAUUUGCUGUUAUUUAUUACAUUAAUUACUUACGCUAAUAGCGUUUUAAGUACAAUACAACUAUAAUACAAAUGCUAAAAA
Ciona intestinalis (vase tunicate) is the source of this 2056-nucleotide messenger RNA. Lineage: Eukaryota; Metazoa; Chordata; Ascidiacea; Phlebobranchia; Cionidae. The record is from RefSeq and is a predicted model, not a curated record.